ACAAAAUAACGGCUGCUUGAAAGGGAGGCCCCGCUUUAAUUACGAUAUAAUGCGUGUCGGUCGAGUUCCCCCCUUGAAAGAAUGAUACGCGCGACUCGCGACGAGCAACACCUCGCUUUCAUCAGAUCGCUUAAUAUGGAAGUCGCUCAAGGAAGUUUCAUUCCAGUUCAAUUCACACCCUGAGGGACGAUAUGACGUUGAACGUCUACAAGAAACGUGCCAGGCAGGCUUUUGAUCACGCUGACGCGGAAGCCAGUGGAUCGCUCACUAAACACCAAUAUAAGAUCGCAAUGACCGUUGUUUUUGGAUACUGCCCGGAUAAAAUAGAAGUAAAACAUAUUUUCCGAUCUAAGGAUAAAAUUUUUUAUGAAGAAUUUGAACACUGGGUACUUGAAAAGUGUUUUGCAAAUGAUGAACAUGUGAAUUUGGAAAUAUUAUUUUCUCUACUGGAUAAGGAUUAUAAAGGAUACUUGAUAAUAGAUGAUUUCUGUUUGGCAAGCACAUCUGUCGAUUUAAAUAUUUCACCCUUGGUUUGGAGAACAGUAUUCAAGGAAUUGGAUCGUAACAAAAAAGGAUAUCUCGACUUUGAUGAAUUCUCGCGUGUAUUUCCAUCGAUAAAAACUUACAACGAGGUAGUUUAA
Nomia melanderi (Alkali bee) is the source of this 641-nucleotide messenger RNA. RefSeq names its product EF-hand calcium-binding domain-containing protein 11. The record is from RefSeq and is a predicted model, not a curated record. NCBI's taxonomy places the organism in Eukaryota, Metazoa, Arthropoda, Insecta, Hymenoptera, Halictidae. Gene Ontology annotation, molecular function: calcium ion binding.